UCAAGUAAUUCAUCUCUAAUUAGUUAUGAAAUAUGUAAUAUAGAAUCAGAAAUCCAAAAUUUGAAUAUUGACAUCAACCGUAUAGACCAUUUUUCAGAAAUAAAUCAAUCUACUGAAAUUAUUGCUGCUGCUGAAAAAGGUUCAGAUAACUUCCUUGCUACACCUUAUAAACAGAAAGAAAAAUCAACACAAUGUCCUGAAUGUGGAAAAGUUUUAUGCACUCAACAGGUACUUACAAGACAUAUGAAUUGUCAUCGGACUGUUAAAGAAAAAUAUUGUUGUAAUAUAUGUGGUCGAACUUACACCUGGAUAACCAGUCUUCACCAUCAUAUGAAAGUACAUGAAGGACCACUCCCUCAUUCCUGUCAUCUUUGUUCAAGAAGUUUUGCCUAUGUCUCUCAUUUAAAACAACAUUUAGAAAAAUAUCAUUAUUCACUCACUCCUCAAUAAAACUGAUUGUUCAUAAUUAGAUUGAGUUUUAUGCAAUUUUAAGUUUAAUGUGUUUUUUUAUUCAAAAAUCAGAUCAUUACUUGAAAUUGAUUUUUUUUCAUCUCAUAGUUAAGUGAACA
This is a messenger RNA of Centruroides sculpturatus (bark scorpion), 569 nucleotides long. RefSeq names its product zinc finger protein 83-like. Gene Ontology annotation, biological process: regulation of transcription by RNA polymerase II. Gene Ontology annotation, molecular function: RNA polymerase II cis-regulatory region sequence-specific DNA binding; DNA-binding transcription factor activity. The annotation marks the transcript as partial. Lineage: Eukaryota; Metazoa; Arthropoda; Arachnida; Scorpiones; Buthidae. The record is from RefSeq and is a predicted model, not a curated record. The transcript has 3 exons.